GAGACUACUAGGCGCUCGGUCCGCUUGUCCGCGGCCUGGCUGGCGGAGAACAUGGCGCUGCCCCCGGCUGCCGCGCCCCCCGGGGCUAGCGAGCCUCUCGGCAAGGCUCUGUCGGCGCUGCAGCCGGAGCCGGGCGGCAUCCCGCUGCACUCGCCCUGGACCUUCUGGCUGGACAGAUCACUUCCUGGUGCCACGGCAGCUGAGUGUGCCUCGAAUCUGAAGAAGAUCUACACGGUGCAAACAGUGCAGAUAUUCUGGAGUGUGUACAACAACAUCCCUCCUGUGACCAGCCUGCCUUUGAGAUGUAGUUAUCACUUAAUGAGAGGAGAGAGGCGACCACUGUGGGAGGAAGAGAGUAAUGCAAAGGGAGGUGUGUGGAAGAUGAAAGUUCCCAAGGACAGCACGUCCACAGUUUGGAAAGAAUUGUUGUUAGCGACCAUUGGGGAGCAAUUCACAGACUGUGCUGCAGCAGAUGACGAGAUCAUAGGAGUCAGCGUGAGCGUUCGGGACAGAGAGGAUGUCGUCCAGGUGUGGAAUGUCAAUGCCUCGCUAGUGGGCGAAGCUACUGUGCUAGAGAAGAUCCAGCAACUCCUUCCCCACAUACCUUUUAAAGCAGUGUUUUAUAAACCCCAUGAAGAGCAUCAUGCUUUUGAAGGUGGACGUGGAAAACACUAAUUGCACUCUGUAAAGAAUUCUUUGUCCUUUGCUGAUUGGUUUUGGAACCGGUCUUAACAGGAGGGAGAGUGAAGAGAAGACUUGCCGGAGCCGAUGCUGGUUCAUUUAGAGUGGGUUUCUGUCCUUGCAGUCUGGGCGAUUAGGACUCAAAGUGGCAGGUGGGGUUGGGGGAGAACAUGUGGGUUUCUGCCAUCGUAUCACUUGCUUUAAAAAGAAAGAAAAGAAAGGAAGAAAAAGAAAGAAAGAAAGAAGGAAAGAAAGAAAGAAGGAAAGAAAGA
Molecule: messenger RNA, 953 nt
Organism: Rattus rattus (black rat)
Lineage: Eukaryota; Metazoa; Chordata; Mammalia; Rodentia; Muridae
Gene: Eif4e3
Product: eukaryotic translation initiation factor 4E family member 3
Exons: 7
Coding region: 52-675 (207 amino acids)
Biological process (GO): translational initiation
Cellular component (GO): eukaryotic translation initiation factor 4F complex
Molecular function (GO): RNA 7-methylguanosine cap binding; translation initiation factor activity
Source: RefSeq, a predicted model, not a curated record